AUGUCGACAGAAACAGUCGACGUCGUUAUCGACUCCCUCGUCAACGCCGGCGUCACCCACAUCUUCGGCGUCCCGGGUGCCAAGAUCGACUCCGUCUUCAACGCCCUCAUCGACCGUCCCGAGAUCAAGCUCGUCGUCUGCCGCCAUGAACAGAACGCCGCCUUCAUCGCCGGCGCAAUCGGCAGGAUCACCGGCAGACCCGGCGUCUGCAUAGCCACCUCGGGCCCGGGCACCAGCAACCUGGUCACCGGCCUCGUGACCGCCAACGACGAGGGAGCCCCCGUCGUCGCCCUCGUCGGCGACGUCAAGCGCAUCCAGGCCGCCAAGAAGACGCACCAGAGUCUACACGGCGUUCAGCUGCUCAAGCCCGUGACCAAGAAGGUCACCGGCGCCGUGCAUCCCGACCAGAUCUCGGAAAUCAUGCUCGACGCCUUCAGGACCGCCGCCGCCUACCCCCAGGGCGCCACUGCCGUGAGCCUGCCAAUCGACAUCAUGACCGUCGGCACCAAGACCUUCAUCCCUGCGUUGCCCUCGAAUGCCUUCAUCCCGCCCCAGUACGGCACGUCUCCGUCUGCUUCCCUGAGCCGGGCCGCAUCCAUGAUCCAAAACGCAAAGUUUCCCGUGCUGUUCCUCGGCACCAGGGCCGCCACCCCGGAGGCCGUCCUGGCCGUCCAAGGUUUCCUGCGGAAGCACCCGAUUCCCGUUGUCGAGACCUUCCAGGCGGCCGGUUCUAUCAGCCGAGAGCUGGCCCACCUCUUCUUCGGCCGCAUCGGUCUCUUCCGCAACCAGCCGGGCGACAAGCUCCUUGCCCAAGCUGAUCUCGUCAUCGUCGCGGGCUACGACCAGUCGGAAUACGACGCCGAUGCUUGGCAUAAGAACCAAAGCCUCGAGAUCCUCCACCUCGACUGGAUCCCCGCCGACUACGGCACCUUCUACAACCCCAAGCUCGAGCUCGUGGGCUCCAUUGCCGCCAACGUCAAGGCUCUCAGCGACAUGCUCGCAAACGUGUCGCGGCCACAAGAGUCCGAGGUGGCAAAGGCAAUCUUUACUGAGUUCCACGCCUGGGAGCAAAGCCCCGAGGCCCUUGGCCGAACGGGCGACAGCCCGGUUCACCCUCUCUACUUCAUCAAGCUGAUGCAGGGCAUGCUGCCCCCGUCGCCAACCGUCGCGUCCGACGUAGGCAGCAUGUACAUCUGGCUCUCCCGAUUCUACUUCGCCUACAGCCCCAAGUCCUUCCUCGUCUCCAACGUCCAGCAGACCCUCGGCGUCGCCCUCCCCUGGGCCAUCGGCGCAUCAAUGGCCCAAGACCCGCCGUGCUCGCGGAAAGUCAUCAGCAUCAGCGGCGACGGCGGCUUCCUCUACAGCGGACAGGAGCUGGUGACUGCCGUGCAGCAUGGGUGCAACAUCACGCACUUCAUCUGGAACGACGGAAAGUAUAACAUGGUGGAGUUUCAGGAGGUGGACAAGUACGGACGCAGUUCAGGCGUCGACCUGGGAGGGGUCGACUUCGUCAAGUACGCCGAGGCGUUUGGCGCCAAGGGCUUGCGAGUCAGCCGUUCGUCGGAACUAGAGGCUGUCAUGAAGGAGGCGCUGAGCCACCAGGGGGUGUGCGUGGUCGAUAUUGAGAUUGACUACUCGCAUAAUUCCGAGCUCAUGAAGAACGUUAUCCAUGAUAACAUUAGUUAG
Colletotrichum graminicola M1.001 is the source of this 1686-nucleotide messenger RNA. Its product is annotated as acetolactate synthase. Lineage: Eukaryota; Fungi; Ascomycota; Sordariomycetes; Glomerellales; Glomerellaceae. Bases 1 to 1686 code for a protein of 561 amino acids. The record is from RefSeq and is a predicted model, not a curated record. Gene Ontology annotation, biological process: butanediol metabolic process; L-valine biosynthetic process. The transcript has a single exon. Gene Ontology annotation, cellular component: acetolactate synthase complex. Gene Ontology annotation, molecular function: thiamine pyrophosphate binding; magnesium ion binding; acetolactate synthase activity.